This is a messenger RNA of Lucilia cuprina (Australian sheep blowfly), 1093 nucleotides long. RefSeq names its product probable deoxycytidylate deaminase. NCBI's taxonomy places the organism in Eukaryota, Metazoa, Arthropoda, Insecta, Diptera, Calliphoridae. The record is from RefSeq and is a predicted model, not a curated record. The transcript has 2 exons. Gene Ontology annotation, molecular function: dCMP deaminase activity; zinc ion binding. Gene Ontology annotation, biological process: dUMP biosynthetic process; dTMP biosynthetic process. Gene Ontology annotation, cellular component: cytoplasm. The coding region runs from base 287 to 895 and encodes 202 amino acids.
AGAAGACUUAUUUUAAAUUUGUGUUAAUCUGCUUAUUUCAUCAACUGCUUUAAAUUUUAUUGUUUUUAUAUAUCUUUUUAACUUUCGGUUUAUGUUUUAAGCCGCCGUUGCCAAUAAUGUUUGUCGACGCAGGUCUCUUGUAUGGCAUUUUUGUUUAUUAUUGACUAAAAUAAUAACACUACAGCUUUUUUAGCAUUUUGAGUGCAUUUUUAACAAGUUUUUAGUCUCAAUUUAGUAAAUUGGCUUUUAAUUAAAUCUCCUUUCCUCCAAUAACAUCACCAUCAACAUGUCCUCUCCCAUCAGCUCCUCGAAAUUGACACCUGUGAUAAAUAGCAAACGCCAAGAUUACUUACAUUGGGAUGACUACUUCAUGGCCACUGCCGUUCUAUCCUCACAACGCAGCAAAGAUCCCGUUACGCAAGUAGGAGCCGUAAUAGUAAAUGAAGAUAAUCGCAUAGUAGCCAUCGGGUACAAUGGUUUUCCCAAAAGCUGUGAAGAUGAUGAAUUUCCCUGGUAUAAAGCCAACGAUAUUAAGGACAUAGUAGAGGAUUUUGAUCCGAUUAACGAUAAGAAAAUGUUUGUGGUCCAUGCCGAGGCAAAUGCUAUACUCAAUAAAAAUUGCGCCAAUCUCAAAAAUACCCGCCUCUAUACAACGCUUUUUCCAUGCAAUGAAUGCGCUAAACUUAUAGUACAAUCGGGCAUUACGAAAAUCUAUUAUAUGUCAGAUAAAUAUGCCAAUAAACCCAUAUAUCGGGCGGCACGUUUAAUGUUCUCUAAAGCGAAAAUAGAAUGUCAACGUUAUAUACCCAAAAAAACGAAAAUUGUCAUAGAUUUUGAACAAAUAUUGGAGGUGGAAUUGAAUCUUUCGCAAGAAAUGGAGAAUAUUAAAUUAUAAGGGAGGAGGAAAAAAUAUGACUAUAGCUGGAUAUAAUUGCUGUACUAUUAGCUUUUUUAAGUUUUUAUUUUAAUUUUGGUUAUUUCAGCUAAUUUGUUUUAUUUAAAGUUUUUGUGUUGUGCUUUCCGUGCGUUUUUUGUACAUUUUAUGUAAGAUGACUUAUAAUAAAGAAAAUUAUCCAAAAACUUACAAUACAUA